Plasmodium inui San Antonio 1 is the source of this 384-nucleotide messenger RNA. RefSeq names its product ubiquitin-60S ribosomal protein L40. Lineage: Eukaryota; Apicomplexa; Aconoidasida; Haemosporida; Plasmodiidae. Bases 1 to 384 code for a protein of 127 amino acids. Gene Ontology annotation, molecular function: protein tag activity; structural constituent of ribosome; ubiquitin protein ligase binding. The record is from RefSeq and is a predicted model, not a curated record. The transcript is spliced from 2 exons. Gene Ontology annotation, biological process: translation; protein ubiquitination; modification-dependent protein catabolic process. Gene Ontology annotation, cellular component: nucleus; ribosome; cytoplasm.
AUGCAAAUAUUCGUAAGAACAUUAACCGGAAACAUCACUCUGGAUGUGGAGCCAUCCGAAACGAUUGGGGACGUUAAGUCAAAAAUUGAAGAUCAGGAACGAAUCCCAUCUGACCAUCAGAGGCUAAUAUAUUCAGGAAAGCAGUUGCAGGAUGUCGGGUUGCUGGCUGACUACAACAUCGAGAAGGAGUCCACUUUGCAAUUGCUGAUGCGAUUAAGAGGAGGAGCCAUCGAACCAUCCCUUGCUCAAUUGGCACAAAAGUAUAACUGCCAGAAAUUGAUUUGCAGAAAAUGUUAUGCUCGAUUACACCCAAGAGCCACUAACUGUAGGAACAAAAAGUGCGGAAGGACAAAUCAAUUGAGACCAAAGAAGAAACUCAAGUGA